AUGGGCAAGCUCCCCAGCCUUUAUCUCCCCUCGACUCUCACUCUGGCCACGGAACCGACGGGGGCGGUACGCACGCUAAAAAGACGGAUCCUAUCUGUCCUCGUUGUUUUUUCCAUCUCGGCCACCUUCUUCUUCCUUACCCCUAAGAGGCUCCGACAGCCCUCGUUCUCCACCUCCAAGUUCUUUAGGCUCUCUCACUCUUGGGCUCCCGUCCUCAUCAAGCCCGUCGAAAUCGAGUACAGUCCUCUCCUCUUCGGCCUUGACGCUCCCGUGGAAUGGUACAAAGCCUCUCUCGCCUCGGCCAUCGGCUGGACAAACCCCUUGCGCUGGCCCGUCCUCUUAACCUCCAACCGUCUCCUCAAAGCUACUAAACCUCUCACUCUGCGCGUUUUUCCUCGGGUUAUCAAGCUUCCAAGUCAUGCCCCCAGCCCAUCCGACCUAAUAUUUGGUAUGGCGACAACAGCUCAUCGAGCAAGUGUUCUUUCAGAACUGUGGCCGGCUUGGCUUGGUGUAAAAGACGACGGAGGAGAAUCACCUUUAGCAAUUGUAGUCCUCCCCCAAGAGGACCAUACAGGCGAGGCCAAAAGUGCAGCCAACGUCUUAUCGGCAAAGCUAAGAGACGAACGCGGGCUGGAUAACGUGCUCUUGACGACCAGCUGGCUUGGUCAGGCGGCCCGAUACGAGCUGCGAUACUUUGGAAUGCUCCGGGACAUGGACGAGGCAGCCCGCCAGGCUGACCGACAACCACUCUGGUACAUCGUUGGGGAUGAUGACACAAUAUGGACCGACGAACGGAUGCUCAGACGAGAACUCAGUAACUAUGAUCCCAACCAAUCCUGGCUUCUGGGUUCCUCGUCCGAGGGAGUCUCGCAAAUCCGACAUGCAGCACGCGCGGCUGGACACGGUAAGACAAAGGAAACUGUCGUAACCCAAUUGACUUCCCUUCACCAGUUGGACUUGCCCGGAGACGGUACCGGCUUCUUUCAAUCCGGGUUUCCCUUUCUCUCAUUGCACCACUUGUGGCAUGGAUGGACGGACGCGUUCGCACGAGAACACCAGACGAGCUUCGACCGGUCAGAUAACGCGUUGAACCAUCUCCUGCUAUUACAGCAAGCGGCGCAGAUCCUCGGGGGCGACAACUUCAUGCGUCGGGCGGUGUACGACGAUGGCCGGGAGCUAGUGACGCUGGGAUACACGGUCACCCGGUUUGAUGUCCCGUUGCGUCGCGAGGACAUGCGGACGAUCGAGAAGACCUGGUCGGGCGACUCUGAUUAUCCGCUCCGUUUUCCCACUCGGCCACGCAUCAUUGAGACCGAUGAGACCGGUACCGGUGGUAAACGCACUUACUAUCUCGCCGAAAUUAGAACUCACGAUUCGACUCCUCAUGCGUUCGACUUCAUUCAUCGUGACCGCUGGGGUGAACAUGCUGUCAUCACUUGGAUGGAAGAUUGA
Molecule: messenger RNA, 1452 nt
Organism: Puccinia triticina
Lineage: Eukaryota; Fungi; Basidiomycota; Pucciniomycetes; Pucciniales; Pucciniaceae
Exons: 5
Coding region: 1-1452 (483 amino acids)
Molecular function (GO): acetylglucosaminyltransferase activity
Source: RefSeq, a predicted model, not a curated record